Molecule: messenger RNA, 1692 nt
Organism: Heterotrigona itama
Lineage: Eukaryota; Metazoa; Arthropoda; Insecta; Hymenoptera; Apidae
Source: the annotation of a GenBank genome assembly
AACUUAGGAAUUUUUUUUUACAUAUGACAUAAAGUAUAGGAUUCAAAAAAAAUUCAGCAAUCAUGGAAAAUAUAUUUUAUUAUAUUUUUUAAUUUGUUUACAAAAUUAUUAAUUUAAAGACAAGUUAGAUGUCACUGUAAUCAUCCUAUAUGCGUACUCGAUUAUUGUAUAUUUUAUUACUAAGGAAAGAGUUGUUUAAUUACAAUGGAAUCCCUUCAAGAAAUAUGUCAAUACUUAAAUCCAAAUAUACGUCUAGAUUUAAAAGCUAUUGCCUUGGAACAUGUUCUCAGUAUAACUGGAACUGCAGAGGGACGAGAACUAUUACUAAAACUUCCAGAUUUAUUGACGCAACUAAUUGCGUUGACUCAAGAUUCUUCGACAGCAAUUUCCAAAGAUGCAGCUCUGGCUUUGAUAAAUAUAACUGCGGAUGAACCAGGAACCAGCGCGUUUUUAUUAAUUUCAGAGACUCAGCCAAAAGAUGGAAAAUAUAAUUACAAUCUAAUACAUGUUUGUAUUAGAUUCAUAAUGGACAAAGAAAGCAUUUUAGCAGAUCCAUGCUGCAUGAUCCUUUCAAAUAUGACCAGGCCACAGCACUUAGUUGAUAGAGUUGUAACACUUAUUGAAACGAGUGGUUAUACAUGGGACAGUAUCGUUGCAGCAUUCACUUUGAAACAGUAUAAUAAUACUGGUGCAAAGCUUCAUUACCUAGGUCCUGUUUUUAGUAAUCUUAGUCAGUCUCCACGUGUCAGAAGGUAUCUAAUGGACAGAAAUCGUAGUGUUAUCCAGAGAUUACUUCCUUUCACAGAGUAUGCAGACAGCUUAGUAAGACGUGGUGGAAUCGUUGGUACUUUAAAAAACUGUUGCUUUGACGUGGAAAAUCACGAAUGGCUAUUAAGUCCCGAAGUAAAUAUUUUAUCACAUCUUCUGUUACCAUUGGCUGGACCUGAAGAAUUUGAUGACGAGGACAAUGAUAAGCUACCAAUUAGUCUCCAAUACUUACCAGAGACGAAGCAGAGAGAGCCAGAUGUAGAUAUUAGAAUCAUGUUACUGGAGGCUUUAGCUCAACUCUGUGCAACAAGAAAGGACAGAGAAAUAUUAAGAGCGCAAAAUAUAUACAUAAUACUCAGAGAGUAUCAUAAAUGGGAGCAAAAUAAAAAUGCGCUGUUAACUUGUGAAAAUGUUGUAGAUAUUUUAAUUAGAACUGAGGAGGAAAUAGGUUUGGAUAAUCUGAAGAACGUUGAAGUGCCGUCGGAAUAUACGGAGAAAUUUCAUAAAAUGGAUCAAGACUUUAUUAACAAUACAUAAUGAAGUGCACAAUACGAAUUACUUCAUAUUUUAUAUACACUGCACGAGAGAUGUGCAUAUUAUAAUAAAACGAUUCUCGAGAGAAAUGAGGUUGCGCGUGAUAUUGCACUGUUCCCUUACUUCGUUUAUCUAUCUUUAGUAAAGUUAUCAGGUCCUGUGUAGCAACAUAGGAAUGAUAAAAAUACAAAUACGAAUAAUUGAUCACAUUCAAUUAGGAAUCUCACAAACCUAUGCCAAAUUAUCGCCAAUUAAUAUACAUACAAACAACAGUCAAGAAAAUGAAUAAAACAGUUUUUUUAAAUCUCAAUAGACUUACUUUUAUCUAUAAUUGUUAAGAAUACGAAAAUAAAUGGGAAAAAGUUUACAAGUGACGAUGCAAAUACUUGC